AAACACCAACACUUUGCUCUUGCGCAGCACCCAACUUCUUCCUCCCACCCCCCAGCUCAAUCAACACAAUCAGACACAAUGGCUGACCGAGGAACUUCUCGCGGUGGAGGCUUUGCUUCCCGAGGUGGUGACCGUGGCAGAGGUCGCGGACGAGGCCGUGGCCGCGGUCGCGGUAAGAACGAGGAGAAGGAGUGGCAGCCCGUCACCAAGCUCGGUCGUCUCGUAAAGGCCGGCAAGAUCAACAGCAUGGAGGAGAUCUACCUGCACUCUCUGCCCAUCAAGGAGUACCAGAUCGUCGACAACUUCCUGCCCAAGCUCAAGGAUGAGGUCAUGAAGAUCAAGCCCGUCCAGAAGCAGACCCGUGCCGGUCAGCGAACCCGAUUCAAGGCCAUUGUCAUCAUUGGUGACUCCGAGGGCCACGUCGGUCUCGGUAUCAAGACCUCCAAGGAGGUUGCCACCGCUAUCCGUGCCGCCAUCAUCAUCGCUAAGCUCAGCGUCAUCCCCGUCCGUCGUGGUUACUGGGGUACCAACCUUGGUGCCGUCCACUCUCUGCCCACCAAGGAGAGCGGAAAGUGUGGUUCCGUCACCGUCCGUCUCAUCCCCGCCCCCCGUGGUACUGGCCUCGUUGCCUCCCCCGCUGUCAAGCGAUUCCUCCAGCUCGCCGGUGUCGAGGACGCCUACACAUCCUCUGCCGGUUCCACCAAGACCCUCGAGAACACCCUCAAGGCUACUUUCGUUGCCGUCUCCAACACCUACGGUUUCCUCACCCCCAACCUCUGGAAGGAGACCAAGCUCAUCCGAAGUCCCCUGGACGAGUUCGCCGAUACUCUGCGCGAGGGCAAGCGAUACUAGAGCGGGAAUGUUUUAUGAACUGAUGGGAGCUGGAAACUGGUGCCGCGGAGUCACGAAUCAAUUGUGUUUCAUUGCAUAGGUUGGCCGGUUAGGACACUUCAGAUCGUAUAGGCUAUGGUGACUGAUGGCUUAACGGUCUGAAAUGAAAAAGAAAUUUCAUCCUUCACGUUGCGUUUUAACGAUUUAAAUUAUUGCUCUCCUA
Fusarium graminearum PH-1 is the source of this 1054-nucleotide messenger RNA. Its product is annotated as 40S ribosomal protein S2. NCBI's taxonomy places the organism in Eukaryota, Fungi, Ascomycota, Sordariomycetes, Hypocreales, Nectriaceae. Gene Ontology annotation, cellular component: cytosolic small ribosomal subunit; ribosome. The transcript has 4 exons. Bases 79 to 852 code for a protein of 257 amino acids. The record is from RefSeq and is a predicted model, not a curated record. Gene Ontology annotation, molecular function: structural constituent of ribosome; RNA binding. Gene Ontology annotation, biological process: translation.